AAAUGCAUCCCAUCCCAUGCGUAGUGCGGCAGGCUUGUGAGACAGAGCAGACUAACCCACACAAUGAAAGGUGGCUCCAUCAGAGAGGCAGAGCAGGAGGAGAAGCUGCCUCUUCUUCCUCUUCUCCGUGGCCAACCUUCGCAGGACCAUGGUAUCAGAGGCAAUCCUGCAUCUAAAAGAUAUACUGGAAAAUGGAGAGCAUGCUACUCAAUUCUAGGCGGUGAAUUUUGCGGUGCGAUGGCGUACUACGGAGUUGGGACAAACCUGGUGAGUUAUCUGACCAAGGUGCAGAAGCAAAGCAACGUCACCGCAGCGAGCAAUAUCGCUUCGUGGCAGGGCACCUGCUACCUCACUCCCCUUCUUGGAGCAUUCUUGGCAGAUUCGUAUUGGGGAAGACAUCGAACAAUCGUUAUUUCUCUGACAAUCUUUACCAUCGGAAUGGUUCUACUGACACUUUCAGCAGUGGUUCCAGCAAGCAUCCACACAACGGUGAACUCUCCUCAGGACGCCUUGCCUUCUCUGGGCCUCUUCCUGACAGCUCUGGGAUUAGGUGGCAUCUGGCCAUGUGUUCCCACAUUUGGCGCCGAUCAAUUCGACGACACCGAUGGAACAGAGAAGGCGCAGAAGGAGCUCUACUACAACUGGUACUACUUCGCCGUCAAUGGUGGUUUCUUCUUUGCGAGCACGCUCCUCGUGUGGGUUCAGGACAAAUGUGGAUGGGCAUGGGGCUUCGGGAUCCCUACGCUGUUUUCAGCCAUAGGCAUUGCCGGGUUUCUUGCCAGUAUGAAUCUGUACAGGUAUCAGAAACCGGGAGGAAGCGCGCUCACUAGGAUUUGCCAAGUUGUGGUUGCAGCCAUUCGCAAGUUCCAUGUGGAUGUGCCGAAUCACAGCUCUCUUCUGUAUGAAAUGCCAGGCAAGCAGUCUGCAAUUCUAGGGAGCAAGAAGCUGAUGCACACUGAUGGACUAAGGUUCUUCGAUCGAGCUGCCACCAUCACUGCCUCUGAUGAAACAUCUGGCGAUGUACCUAGUCUAUGGAAGCUUUGCACAGUGACACAAGUGGAGGAGCUGAAGAUCUUGGCAAGAAUGAUGCCUGUCCUACUAGCUGCUGUAAUCUUCAACACGGCUGAAGCUCUGUUCCCAUUGUUCAUCGAACAAGGACAAGUCAUGGACAACCACAUUGACGGUUUCUCGAUACCUCCCGCCUCUCUGACGACCUUCAACUGCGUCUGCAUCCUCAUCUUGGCGCCAGCAUACAACAAGGUUCUUAUGCCGACGGUGAGUAGGAUCACUGGGAUGAAGCGAGGAUUGUCAGAGCUGCAUCGCAUCGGUGUCGGUACGGUUUUCGCAAUGCUGUCGCUGGUUUCAGCUGCAAUUGUUGAGAUGGUGCGUCUGGGCAUUGCCAGGAACAGAGGUCUAGUGCACCGUAACGCUGUGGUUCCGAUGAAUAUCCUGUGGCAGGCACCACAGUACAUCUUUGUAGGUGUGGCGAAGGUGUUCAGCGUGGUCGGUUUCAUCGAAUUUGCAUACGAGCAGUCCCCGGAUGCCAUGAGAAGCUUGUGCCAGGCUUGCUCCCUCAUCAUGGUCACGCUUGGAAGCUAUCUUGUCUCCAUCAUGUUAAAAUUCAUGGAUUCGGUGACAGUGGGAAGGGGGAGCCAUGGCUGGAUCCCUGAAAACCUCAACGAAGGGCGUCUCGAUCUGUUCUUCUGGUUGAUGGCAGGAUUGCAGUUGCUGAAUCUGAUUGCGUUUGUGUAUUGUGCCAUGAGGUACAAGCGCAAACUAGCUACUUGAGUUGUUCUGCUAGUUUGAGGUUUCUUUUUUGGAGAACGAAGAUAGUUUGACGC
Phragmites australis (common reed) is the source of this 1841-nucleotide messenger RNA. Its product is annotated as protein NRT1/ PTR FAMILY 8.3-like. The record is from RefSeq and is a predicted model, not a curated record. Gene Ontology annotation, molecular function: transmembrane transporter activity. Lineage: Eukaryota; Viridiplantae; Streptophyta; Magnoliopsida; Poales; Poaceae. The transcript is spliced from 5 exons. Gene Ontology annotation, cellular component: membrane. Gene Ontology annotation, biological process: transmembrane transport. Bases 64 to 1788 code for a protein of 574 amino acids.